ACGGCAAAGCGCGCACAGCAACAUGACCAACGUGGAGCCGCAAGUGAUUUCCAUUAGCAUAUCUAGCAGCAAGCCCAAAGUGGGCUACCUGAAAACUGAGUCCACCAGGGUCAAUUGUCCCGCCUGCGAGCACUUCGAGAUGAGCAUUGUGGAACACGAGGUGGUCACCUCUCUGCAGUGGCUGCUGAGUUUAACCAAGCUAUUCAAGAAGUGGUCUGGACGUGUGGAUAUCAAUCAUUAUUGCGCUCACUGCGGCUGUUAUAUUGGACGCUAUGUGCCCAUUGGAUGCUACGAGCGCUGUAUAUCAAACUCGGCGCGAAAACAGGCAGUCGUGGAUGAAAUGCGGCUAAAGACGAAACCAAAGGAUUGCGCUGUGCGUGCACAAAAGUCGAGGGAAAACAUACUGGCCAAACGGGCCGAGAAGCGUGCCCAGAAGCAGACCCAACUCCAAACACAAACGCAAUGAUGCAUUCAAAAUAAAUAACAGAAUAAAAGUUUGGAGUCCGUAUUUGAUACAAUUAUCGACUCGGUGGAAAUAAUCGUUAACAAAUAUGGUUGCGGUCUUGGCUAAGACAGAUUUUAACGACACAACAGAAAACACGAAUAAGCUUUUGAUGUGCACUUUAUAAAUAUAUAUUUGAAACGAA
This is a messenger RNA of Drosophila grimshawi, 647 nucleotides long. RefSeq lists its product as uncharacterized. The transcript is spliced from 2 exons. NCBI's taxonomy places the organism in Eukaryota, Metazoa, Arthropoda, Insecta, Diptera, Drosophilidae. The record is from RefSeq and is a predicted model, not a curated record. Bases 23 to 466 code for a protein of 147 amino acids.